GAUAGUGUACGGGCGUGCUAACGCUUCUCAAGCAUUUAUUCUCUUGUUCCGCCACAUUUAUCCACAUACACACAUUAUUAAUAAAAAUCCUUAAAAAAAAUUGUCCGCGUGUCCUCAAAUAAAAAUUCAAGCAAAACAAAAACGAACAAAAUUCAUCAACAUCAUAUUGUUUACUGUGGUCUAAAAUAAAGCCCAGUUAAUCCAUCAAAACAACAUUCGAUAAAUCAUCAACAACAUCUACUACCACCACAACAACAACAACAACUACAACAGCAACAACAACCGUUGCAACUGACAAAGUAACAAGAAAAUCGAAUUGGCCAAGACCUGAGAGUAUUGGAUUUGUUUUUUUUAUCAAACGAUUGGAAAACACAGUCUCAAUUGCCGCGGGAAUUUUUCCAAUAAGUCAACCAGAGGAGAGAGAAAAAAAAUACGUUCGAACCACGAGUAUUGAAAGUAUAAGAAGAAUAGAGAAAUAUCGAAAAAGAAAAGUACAGAAGGAUAGCUGAAAAAGAGCAAAACGGUACAGUAAAGCUGUGAAAAAUAAAUGAAAGAACUCUGACACAAAUAUACACACAGAGACAAAGCGAAAGAAAAACGGCGCAUCAUUAAGAAAGGAAAACAAAGAACUGAUCAAAAACUGUUUUAUAGUACUUUAUGCAUAUCUGUUCACAUAUAUAAUAAUAAAAAUAAGACAAUUCGAAUUGAGAGCGUAUCGUGACUCAAAGGCGAUAGUUGAAGAACAGACAAACGAAACACACAAAACGAAUAAUAGAAAGCGAGUACAAGAAGAGAGAGAGAGAGAGAAAGAAGAAAGACAUCGAGUCCGGAUUGAAUUGAACCAACUGAGAAGGAGAUAUAAAAAGCGGUGUGAUCCUUUCUUUUUAUGAACGUUUAAUGUGGAGUGUUUAAGUGCGAUAAAAACUGAUAGCAAAAAAGUGUGAAUUAAUUGAAAUUCAUUGUCAACGGAUUUUCUACUGCUAGAACGAAGUUUCGCUUCUACAAUUUAAUCUUUUUAAAGCGAAAUCUUUCCAUUGAACUCAAAGGGAAAAAAACUGACUCAUCAUCACAACCACUACCAUCAAACAUUACCAUCAUCAUCACCACCAUCGUCAUUACCUCUGUCGUCACCGCUGCAGCUGCCGCUUAUACCGUAUCCGACAAUUAAAUAGCGAACCAGAGAUACUGGAGACGUAAACGUAGUCAAACAAAAAAAAAAUCUCUUGUAAAAUUGGCCAGACGACUAUUUGCAACGGAUAAGAAAGUAAAUACUGAAUAUUACUGGUUUACGGAAAACCCGCUAAAACGGAGUCCGACAAGAGUCAAAUUGUGGGAAUAUUAAAAUAUCUGUUCGCUCAUUUCGAGAAAAGGUUGUCUUUAUCUCGGCGCCCAGAAUAUUGAAAAUAAGCAGCUCACAGUCUAUUUUCAACAUCACGGACUUUGUUAGUGUCAUCUGAACACCCUUAAUUCGUACAGAAUCGUACAUAUAAAUAGUACAGCACCAACAGCAAACGCACCGACAACAACUACUUGUCAAGUAAAAAAAAAACGAAAGCGAAUCUUCACAAACUACAAUAAAUACGGGAGCAGAGUUUGUGUGUUCAUAAGAAAAAACCGAAGAAGAAAAAAGAAAGAGAGAAGAAAGUAAAAGUACUGGCAGCAACGUUGAGCUUAAUUCUACACAUUUACUCGCGCGAAAUUAUUUCAAAGUUUUAUCAUCGUAACGAAAAACGAAUCUAGUUGACGUCACAAUACGGUGUGCAUAAGAGAAGAUAGACAAAGGAGUCAAGCAGCAAAAACAAAACAAAAAAGCACGUCGAAGUAUUCAUGUUUGAAAAGUUUCAAACAAUAGAAAACCGCGCAAGAAUCUAAUUGAUAAUUAAUCAUAUCGUCGUAUCGCCUGACAUUGGGACUAAAAUUGAAAUCUGUCGAAAGCGAGAACAACGACAACACGGUGUGCGCAUUCACAAUACAAAUCACACAAUAUCAUAAAGAAUUCGUAAAAUCGAAAACUGCAAAAAAGACAAAAACAUACAUUUAAACAAACACAAAAAAAAAAAAUAUAUUUAUAUAUAUAUUUAAAGCGUAAAAUAAAGAGAGCAAAAAAAGGGCGAUCGCAGCAUAAUAGCAAUAAGAAGCAGCUCAUAAUCUGUGCCACAGGCGUUUAGUUAUAGAAUUUGCCAUAAAAUUUAGUGGCAAUUUUUAUCAAAUAAAACUUAUAAACGGGAAUCCAGCUAAUAACAUUUUAUCGAAAGAAAACAGAAGAAGCGUGCGCCUAUAUCGCCCACACAGUAGCUGAGACGUUCCGAUAUAAUACAGAGAAAAGAAAAAGUUUUCAUCGCAAUAAAUUCUCAAGCAAUAAAUAUCAAUAGAAUCGCAUAACAAUGGAAGAAAGUAAUACACCAAGUAACUUGGAAAUAAAGGGUGAUCCAUCGGUUACUCUAACCAUAAGGCUGAUUAUGCAGGGAAAGGAAGUUGGAAGUAUUAUCGGUAAAAAAGGAGAAAUCGUUAAUCGGUUCCGCGAAGAGUCUGGUGCAAAGAUUAACAUAUCGGAUGGAUCAUGUCCGGAGCGAAUAGUUACAGUUUCCGGAUCAACAAAUGCAAUUUUUAAGGCAUUCUCACUAAUUACAAAAAAAUUCGAAGAGUGGUGUUCGCAAUUCAAUGAUAAUACAACAACCGGUGGCAAAACUCAAGUACCCAUACGAUUAAUCGUGCCAGCUAGCCAGUGCGGAUCACUAAUUGGUAAAGGAGGUUCGAAAAUAAAGGAAAUCCGAGAGAGUACCGGCUGUUCAAUUCAAGUUGCAAGUGAUAUGUUGCCAAAUUCAACUGAACGUGAGGUGAAACUGACUGGAACUGCUGAACAAAUUACACAGUGCAUCUUUCACAUAUGCUGUGUCAUGCUUGAGUCGCCACCAAAAGGUGCAACAAUCCCAUAUCGCCCAAAGCCACAGAUCAAUGCGCCCGUUUUAUUAGCCAAUGGACAAGCAUACACAAUACAAGGAAGUUAUGUUCCAGCACAGGAGACCUGUACGGUAUUUCCACUUGCGUUGGCCGGUGGUCUUCAUGCAGGAAUCUCAGGUUUAGCAGACCCACUUCUAAAAGGAACACAUUUGUCGGCUGCAAUGCCGCCACAUCAUCUGCAGCAAAUACCCGAUAUGAGCGGUUUGACUAAAAAUCCAUUGGCCGGUUUGGCAGCAUUGGGAUUGGCUGGAAUGGCACCAUCGAAUACUGGCGGAUUGAAUCCAACUGCAUUGGCUGCAUUGGCCGGUUCUCAAUUACGUACAAGCAAUCAGAAUCGCAAUCAACAGCAAACAAAUCGACAACAACAUGAAAUGACUGUGCCGAAUGAUUUAAUUGGCUGUAUCAUUGGCAAAGGUGGUACUAAAAUUGCUGAAAUUCGCCAAAUCUCCGGUGCCAUGAUUCGCAUUUCAAAUUGUGAAGAACGCGAAGGCGGCAACACCGAUCGUACUAUCACAAUCAGCGGCAAUCCAGACUCGGUGGCUGUUGCCCAAUACUUGAUUAACAUGAGAAUUUCGAUGGAAACCGCUGGACUUCCAAUACCUGGAUAUCACUACAUUGCACCGAAUCACAUAGUUAAAGCUCCAAUUCAUUGAAUGAUAAACACACAUAUCAAUUUCAGUGAUAGAUGAACAAAAAACAAACACAAGUAACACUUAUUGUUUAGCUACAUAUGCAACGCUACCAACCACCAGCAAACAUUUGUUUCAGCAAUUUUAUUUAUUUUUUGUCUUUAUCAAACUCUUAGUAUAUUUGCCUUUCCAACUUUGAUUCAAUUUUUGUUCACCUAUUUGGUGCAUUGUUUGAUUAAAAUAAUAAUAAUAAUAUAUAUGUAAAUCAGUUCUGUCACAAAUGAUUGUGUGAAAAUCUUAAUACUCAUACUUUUGCGCAUAUUUACAUUCAAUUCAAACUUGUUCGUUUCUUUAUCAAUUUUUAUAUAUAUACAAAAGAUAAUUUAUUUGAAAUUCAUACGUAAUAAUAUUGUGUGCGCGUCAUUUUCGCGGUCGGCUCAAAUACGAAUUUAAACCAAAAGAAAUUGCUGAUUACUAAAUGAUUAGUUGGUAUGAUUGAUAUAAAUAAUAUUUAAUCGUAAACCGUUUGUGAAUGUGAAGAGAAUUAUUCUGUGACUCAUAAAUUAUUAUCAACACAAUUCAAUGUUAAUACAAUUGGAAAUUUUGUGAUGUGAUUUCCCACAUUUCAUUUUAAUCGGAUGGAAGGAUGUGAUUGUGUGUGUGUGUGUGAGAUUUGCAAAUUUAAUAAAUCACACAUACACACACUAUCAACAUGAAACAUAUGCAUAGAGUUUAAAAAUAACAAACACAGGUAAACACACCAUCAUAAUUGUUGUGAUAAUACAUAUGUUUAAAGCGAUUUAAUCGAGCUGAACAAAUAAAAUAAACUGAAAAAUGAUUUUUGAUCGAAAGAAAAUUUAGAAAAUAGUUUUAAAGUCACGUGAAGAGUAGGUGAAAAACAAACCGAUACUACGAUACGAAGUAAGAGAAAAUGAAACGAAGAAUGUUGUUACGGCAAUAUCUCUUUAUGUUUACUGUUUUAACUACAAGACGCGUAUCGUUGGUUUUUAUUUUAUCAAUCAUAGAAAAAUUGAUGUGUUGUGUUUAUUCUCAUUAAAAGAAAUAACAAAUGACUUGCAUGUUGCGUUUUGUUCAAUAUUUUUUUGCAAAGCAUAUCUUCAUAAUUAAAACAAAGACACAAAUGAGCUGAUAACUUUUUCUCAACUGAGAGGGGAAAGAUGUUACUUAUCUCAGUCAUAAGAUUCUUGACAUGGCAAUGUGUAUAUAUAGUCGACAAUCUUAUUUAUAUCUCAAGUUAUUCUGAUCAAAUAUUUAACAAAUAAAUGAACAAACAAAUGAAGAAUACAAACAAUCUACACAACAAAACACGGAAACGGCUCAUGUGUGCUUUAAAUUCUUUCGGGCAUUUGGAAUGUUUGAAUGAAAGAAGGAAAAAAAAACUAAAAUACUAAAAAAAAA
Messenger RNA from Contarinia nasturtii (swede midge), 5009 nucleotides. RefSeq names its product poly(rC)-binding protein 3 (gene mub). Gene Ontology annotation, biological process: regulation of RNA metabolic process; regulation of gene expression. Gene Ontology annotation, molecular function: mRNA binding. Bases 2385 to 3614 code for a protein of 409 amino acids. The record is from RefSeq and is a predicted model, not a curated record. The transcript is spliced from 14 exons. Lineage: Eukaryota; Metazoa; Arthropoda; Insecta; Diptera; Cecidomyiidae. Gene Ontology annotation, cellular component: nucleus; cytoplasm.